Messenger RNA from Clarias gariepinus (North African catfish), 1990 nucleotides. RefSeq names its product solute carrier family 23 member 2. Gene Ontology annotation, biological process: transmembrane transport. Gene Ontology annotation, molecular function: transmembrane transporter activity. Gene Ontology annotation, cellular component: membrane. Lineage: Eukaryota; Metazoa; Chordata; Actinopteri; Siluriformes; Clariidae. The transcript has 12 exons. The record is from RefSeq and is a predicted model, not a curated record. Bases 126 to 1958 code for a protein of 610 amino acids.
GUGAGCUCCAAGGCCAGGCUUGCUUUGAUUUUCUCAUUUGCGUGGAGUAAACCAAGCUGGACGCUCAUCCUCCUCCUCCUCCUCCUCCUCUUUCUCCUCGUCCUCCUCCUCAGGCCAGGUCAGCCAUGCAUCUUGCGCAAGAGGUCCGAACUGCUGACAUUGAGCUUAAGGAAAAAGGAGCCACCGAAGCGUCACUCGCAAUAUCAGAUGCAAACCACCUGGCCAGUAAAAUCAUUCCUGCACAGUCCAACCCUGACAGUUUGAAGGGAAAUCUUAGGCCGCGGCCUGGGUGUAACCUCAUCUACUCCAUAAAUGAUCGCCCACCAUGGCACCUCUGCCUUUUACUGGGCUUCCAGCAUUACAUACUGGCUUUCGGUGGGAUCUUGGCCAUCCCUUUAAUCCUCGCUGAGCCGCUGUGCAUUAAGGACAACAAUGCAGCCAAGAGCCAGCUCGUCUCCACCAUCUUCUUCGUGUCGGGAAUUUGCACCAUGCUUCAGACCACCGUCGGAACCAGGUUGCCAAUCUUACAAGGAGGAACAUUUACCUUCAUCACACCAACGCUAGCUAUCCUGGCACUGCCCAAGUGGAAAUGCCCACAGGGAGGCCUGAGUCCUGAGCUCAAUGAUACAGUAGUGCCAGUCUCUCGCUUAGACGCUGAGGAAGGGUGGAAAAUGCGUAUGCGAGAGAUCCAGGGAGCGAUCCUGGUUGCGUCGUUGCUUCAGGUCGUGCUUGGCCUCUCGGGGCUGGUGGGGUUCGUGCUGAAGUUCAUCGGACCGCUGGCUAUCGCUCCCACCAUCAACCUGAUUGGUCUAUCGCUCUUCAUCCAAGCUGGGAAGAAGUCAGGAACACACUGGGGCAUUUCAGUUCUGACUGUCUUUCUUAUACUCCUCUUCUCCCAGUAUCUCAGCAAGGUCAAAGUUCCUCUCAUUGCUUAUAGGAAGAAAAAGUGGAAAGUGUUUCGGUACCCUCUGUUUAGCCUGUUCUCGGCUUUGUUUGGGAUGUCUGGAGCUUGGCUGGUGUGCUUCCUCCUGACAUACUUCGAUGCUCUGCCCACUUCCCCACACGAGUAUGGUCACCAGGCCCGGACAGACAUCAACCUGGAUGCAGUUAGCAGCGCAGAGUGGUUCUUCAUGCCUUAUCCAGGGCAAUGGGGUCUCCCGACCGUGAGCAUCUCCUCCGUCUUGGGGAUGAUGGCAGGGGUACUCGCGUCUACCAUGGAGUCCAUCGGGGAUUACUAUGCCUGUGCGCGUCUCUCUGGUGCCCCAACUCCGCCCACCCAUGCUAUUAACCGUGGCAUUGCAGUGGAGGGCCUGGGCUGCAUCCUGGCGGGGCUGUGGGGCAGCGGCAACGGGACCACCUCGUACAGCCAGAACAUCGCUGCAUUGGGGAUCACCAGGGUGGGAAGCAGGCUGGUCCUGCAGACGACCGGACUCCUCAUGAUCGUCCUGGGCCUCUUUGGGAAGUUCAGCGCCAUCUUCAUCACCAUCCCGGAGCCGGUAAUCGGAGGCAUGUUCCUGGUCAUGUUCGGGAUGGUCGCCGCUGUGGGAAUCUCAAACCUGCAGUAUGUGGAUUUAAACUCAUCCAGGAACCUGCUGAUCUUCGGCGUGUCGAUCUUCACCGGACUCGUGUUGCCGACAUGGUUUCAUUCAAACCCAGACACCAUCCACACGGGUAUAACGGAACUCGAUCAGCUCAUCAUGGUCCUCUUUACUACCCCCAUGUUCAUUGGUGGCUUCUUGGGAUUCAUCCUAGAUAACACUAUUCCAGGAACAGAUGAGGAACGAGGGAUAAAACGCUGGAGGAAUACCGUCGAUGGCAGUAACUCGGCGACGUUCGGCAACCCGUCAUGUUACGAUCUGCCUUUCUGCACAAACCUUCUUCAAAAAUUCGAGUUCCUCCAAAACUUUCCAUUCCUUCCAUCCGUUAAAUCUCUCGACCCAUUGGGAACUCGCCUAUAAAACCUUCAGGGGUCUUUUAAAGGGACAUGUAA